Spodoptera litura is the source of this 5493-nucleotide messenger RNA. RefSeq lists its product as uncharacterized. Gene Ontology annotation, molecular function: ligand-gated monoatomic ion channel activity. Gene Ontology annotation, cellular component: membrane. The record is from RefSeq and is a predicted model, not a curated record. NCBI's taxonomy places the organism in Eukaryota, Metazoa, Arthropoda, Insecta, Lepidoptera, Noctuidae.
AUGCGCGGACGCCGGUGGGCGGUGGCGGCGUGUGCGGCGUGGUAUGCGUGGUGCGCGUGCGCGGUGCUCGCGGCGACGAGUGCGGGCCGCGAGCUACGGGUCCUACAAGCGGAUGCGCGCACCGCGUUUUACGUGGGCAUCGCCGCGCCGCCCUCGGCCGCCGACGUCGUACGAGUGUUCAACCGCUCGCUCGCCGACAUCUCUCACACGUACCUGGCCGGCGACAACCCGCUCCAUCUGCGUAACAUCUCGCUGCUGCCGCUGUACAUCGAGCUGCCAGAAGAUGAAAAGUUCGGUGUUCGAGUGCUCGAGCGCACAUGCUCGGCGCUCGACGGGCGGCGCGUGGCGGCUCUGCUUGUAUGCGGCGGCGGCAGCGCGGCCGCGGCGGUGGUGACAGCGGCCGCCCGCGCAGGCGUCCCCGUGCUGCGCGCCUCGCCCUCUCACGUGCACCUCUCUUACACCAUCGCCAACGAAUUGCUUCCACUAGAGAUUCGUCUGGAAAUCACUGCUCGGGAAACUUUACACGCACUCAGAGCUACAUUGCUGCACACUCAUUGGCACUCCUUCACUUUGCUAGCAGAGGAAGAUAUUUACACCACGCUAUCUCUACGGAAAGACUUGUCUUCAAUAGUAACUGCUCCGCCUUUAGAUCCAAAGUGGUUAUCGCUUCCAAAAAAGUUCUCGCGUCAUGUUCUUUUCAGGCGGCUAGCUGAGAUAUCAAGGCUGACCCGAGGCGUCGUUGUCUUGAUAUGUGAUGUCAAUUACGCUAAGCUCGUUAUGGAUGAGGCCAAGCGUCUUAACAUGCUCGAAGGAAACUUUUUCUGGCUUUGGCUAGAUGCUUCAAAAGAUGUUGAUAUCUUUCACAAUAUAAGCAACAGAACCCUUUAUAACGAAGAUAACGAUCAGGAUGUUGAAGGCUUAAGGGAUAAUGAUGAAGCUCUAGUAUACGAACGCUUUGACCGCAGCAAACGAGGCGAUGCUGACAAUAAUACGAUAGAAGAUCAAAAAAGCCCCGACACUUUGAUGGAAACUGAGAAAGUUGUAGAUGAAGAUUUUAUCGAUGAUGAAUUUUAUGUAAAAAAUAGUUCUAUAAAUUCAAAAGUUCGUCGUAAUAUUAAUAUUUCUGAUACACACAGUGUAAACAAGAAAUUAUUAUAUGUAAAUUUUAGUCAAUCGUAUAGUAGUAAUCGCAAUAUUAGUUCGGGAAGUAUGAGAAAUUAUAAUGUAAAUAACAAAGGCGUUGAAACUUCUAAAAUCGAAAACAAUUCAAUUGCGAAGGGAAUGCCCUUUCAUAAUAGAAAUAAUAGUAGACGUAAUAGUUAUAGAGAAAUGAAAAAUGAAUCUUUUAAUAAAUAUGUAAAUAGCAUAGAUGUAGAUGAUGUGAAUGUAGCUAAACAUGUAAUGUUGGGUCAAGAUGAUAGUACUAGCAAUGAUGAUAUUAGAAAAAUAAAUGAUAGAAUAGGUUUAUCAAGUGAUAUUAGAGAUUUCUUAAUGAAUCCCAAGGUGCAUGCGUCUUCUGUGCAUAAUUUUAAAGACAAGAAAACUGAAAAAAGAAGUCACAAACACUUUAAGAACGAGGAAGUAAUGGACAAAGAAAGAGAAAGUAUUAAAGAAAACAUAACUGUGAUCUUCAAAAGCCUUCCUAUCGGACUACUGGCUUUGCAUCCUCAACCAGUGAAAAUAGAUCGGGCGUUCAUACGUGCAGCAGUGCGAAUGACAGUUGGGGCACUGCGGCGUGUGCUCCAUGCUUGUGACGCGUGGUCUGCUCAAGCGCAGUUCUUGAGUGACGCCACAGCGUCCUGCUGGGAGGAACCUAGCGAUGCGGCUGCUGACUUCUCUACUGAAUUUGUGAGAGAGACACGAAUAUCUUCAGCGGCGGCACUUGCUGGGGGCACGGAGCGACCUGAGCGAUCAUUGACAGCUUCAUUUGCUCUUUUGAAUUUAGUGUCAGGCCACGACGGCGAAAAUACGUGGAGACAAGUAGGCCACGUGCUUGGUCGCAGUGUAAGACUCCACACCAUUGUAUGGCCAGGUGGUAAGCUAGUAGCUCACGGACAAUCCGACGGUGCCCGCACUAUAUUCCGCAUCGUCACAGCGUUAGCACCCCCUUUUGUUAUGGAAGGUGAGCUCGAUGAGGACGGCCAAUGCCUCCGGGGCCUUCUAUGUCACCGGCCACAAACGUCCGACCGAGAUAACCUAACCCUUGCGUUCAAUGAAUUGGAAAGGGAAAGCGAUCAAGAUGAUUUUUUCUUUCCCACGUCAAAGCCCGUACUCACCAAAAUGGAAACGCAUUGUUGUUACGGACUUGCAAUGGAUCUUUUAGAGAAUAUAGCUCAAGAACUAGAAUUCGAUUUUCAUUUAUAUAUUGUAGAAGAUGGAUUAUAUGGAUCCAGAAAACUUAUCAAACCGUUCCACCGAAUAUUUGAAUAUAAAACGGUAGCGAGCGAAUACGCCCCAAUAAAUUAUCAAAGUUACCGUUCACAAUACCGUAACGGUUACAAAUCACUAGAAGAAGAUACGGAAGAAACGCCAUAUCUGUUUGAUAUUGAGCCAGAUGAAAGUGUUGAAAAAUGGAAUGGCAUUAUUGGAGAUUUGGUUUCCGGAGCCGCACAUAUGUCGUUUGCAGCUCUCAGCGUGUCAGCAGCUAGAGCAGAAGUAAUAGACUACAGCCAACCAUACUUUUUUAGCGGAGUAUCAAUACUGGCAGCUCCUAAUCAGCGACCUGAUAUACCACUGCUUGCAUUUCUCCUGCCAUUUUCACCAGAAUUGUGGAUCGCUAUAUUUACAUCUUUAAAUGUAACAGCUAUAGCUGUAGCCAUAUACGAAUGGCUUUCACCUUUUGGUUUAAACCCUUGGGGCCGACAAAGAUCAAAGAACUUUAGUAUUUCCAGUGCUCUGUGGGUUAUGUGGGGACUGUUAUGUGGACAUUUAGUAGCAUUCAAAGCCCCUAAGAGUUGGCCUAAUAAGUUUCUGAUAAACGUUUGGGGAGGUUUUUCUGUGAUAUUCGUUGCCAGUUACACUGCCAAUAUAGCCGCUCUGAUUGCUGGACUGUUUUUUCACAAUGCGGUCGAUGAUUACCAAGGUCGAAGCAACUGGCUGUCUUUGCGAGUGGGGACAGCCAGGUCGUCGGUGUCUGAGUACUACGUUCAACGAAAUAAUCCGCAGCUGGCGCAACAAAUGCGUCGUUACGCCCUUCAAGACGUUGAAGAAGGCAUUCAAAGACUCAGGAAUGGUACAUUAGACCUAUUAAUAGCUGACUCUCCGGUUUUGGACUAUUAUCGGGCCACUGAUCACGGUUGUAAACUGCAACGAAUUGGUGAUCAUCCUCUUGCUGAAGAUGCGUAUGCUAUUGGAAUGGCGAAAGGGUUCCCUUUAAAGGAUAGUAUAUCAGCUGUGAUAGCUAAAUAUUCAUCGAAUGGUUACAUGGACAUUCUAACUGAGAAGUGGUACGGCGGUUUGCCUUGUUUCAAACUCAGCCCAGACUAUGGAAUCCAACCAAAGCCACUCGGUGUGGCAGCUGUUGCGGGGGUAUUCAUUCUACUGGGAGUUGGCAUGAUCGUGGGCUGUCUUAUAUUGAUCCUCGAACAUUUGUUUUAUAAAUAUACCCUGCCCGUACUCCGACAUCAGCCCAAAGGAACAAUUUGGAGAAGCAGAAAUAUUAUGUUUUUUAGUCAGAAACUGUACAGAUUCAUAAACUGCGUGGAGUUGGUAUCACCUCAUCAUGCUGCCCGAGAACUAGUCAAUACCAUCCGCCAAGGACAUUUUACUUCACUGUUCCAGAAAAGUGUCAAAAGGAAGGAACACGAACAGCGUAGACGUCGAAAAAGUAAAGCACAACUCUAUGAAAUGAUUCAAGCGAUACGAAGGGUGCAGCAACGUGAUCACUCUUUAGGUUCCAUUAAAGAACAAGAGCCAGUAGAAACUGAAACUGAAGCAUCAGAAGAAGUAACAGAGUGUAAAUUUCUAUCUCCGUCCCCCGAUGUAUCUAAUCGUUCGCCUCGACAAAGCCGAUCACCCCGCCAAUUGCGAUCACCGAGAGGCCGAAGAAAAAGAUGUAGUUUAGCAGGACUCAACGUACGGCGGUUUAGCACUGACUCAGUCUUAAAUACAGAAUCAGUAUCUAAUAUCUAUGAACGCACAAGUCAUAACAUAGGAAGAAGACUAAGUCGAGAUGUCUUAAACAGCUCUCCACCUGACAUAAACACUCGCCUUCGAACACCUUCACCAAUGGUUCGGCGCGCAGAAGGAUCCUCCACUCGAUCUUAUCAAGAUGUUUCAAGCACAGACUGUCACACUCCACAAGCUAGCGUGGAGAUUCUAGUAUCUCAAGAUGAUUCGGACUUGCCACCCGCGCCCCCGUACCCUAGAGUACCUCCGAUGGGGGCCAGGUCAGAAUUGUCACUAUUAUCAGAAGAAGAACUGAUAAGAUUGUGGCGUAGUUCAGAGCGAGAAGUGAGAGAAGCAUUGUUGGGAGCCCUUCAGGAAAGAAGGGCUAAUUUAGAUCCUAAACAAGAUCCAGGAUGAACGAAAGGCUGUAAUCCGCAUUUGGAAAGGAAUAGGUUUGUGCAGAAUCACUUUUCAUCUCUCAUUGCCGCUCGGCGAGGGAGCGAUAAGGAGUAUCGACCAGAAUACGCCCGUAGUGGUUGAGUUAGUGCCUUUUUUACAUUGUUUGAUGCGGACACGUCUCACAGGCGUUAGUUAGUGAAUCGGUGUUCAUUUCAGUGUCUUGAUAUUAUUAUUACAUUUGGAAGGCUGCCUUACUUUACAUUUAAUUGCUUCUUCAAUAUUUCAUCUGCGUCAAACAAUUUAAAUAAUGGUACUCGGUAAGUAAGUUAAGUACGGAGAUGUUGACGUCCAGUAAAUUGAUAUAAGCUUUUAUUAGACGUAUUAUUAUGUACGACAUACAUUUGUAGAAUUGGUAUAAUGAUCGUAAAUGUUAUAUUAUGAUAUGUGAAUGAAUAUUAAAUAGCUACGACCAGAUAUUUUAAAGUGCUUUAACCUAUAGUCUAGAUCGUGAUAGAUAUUUCAUUCGAAACAUUUAUUAUUGUUCUUAGUGAAAACUUAGAGUUACAAAAUGUAAAGUAUUUCAAAUAUCAAAUCGUUUCGACGAAACGGAAUUUUAUUCGUUCAUUGGAAAUGUAAUCUCGGGGUGUUGAAUGGAAUAACAUUGCUAGAAUAUAAAAUCAAUUAGAAAAUGAAUUAACGUUCCUAAUUUUACUGUAGCAUAUUUAUUAAACAAGACAAUGAUGGAAUUCAAAGUAAAUGAGACUUUAUUAUUGUAUUCUUUAUUUUACAUGUAUUUGUAAAAGAAAGGAAAAAGAUUUUAUGAAGCAAAUAGAGCCGCGCCGGAGUAAUAAAAGCAAAUUAAUUAUGUAAGGGGACGACAAGGAACCGGUAAUAUUUGAUAGAUGUAUAGUAGUAUGCUCUGAAAGUAACUACCUAUAACAUCAUACAAAUAAAAUUGCGACUUCUGAUUGGAAUUUCUUCAUUCAU